Messenger RNA from Cicer arietinum (chickpea), 673 nucleotides. Lineage: Eukaryota; Viridiplantae; Streptophyta; Magnoliopsida; Fabales; Fabaceae. The record is from RefSeq and is a predicted model, not a curated record.
UCCAAUUAUAAUAUGGUCAUAUUUUGCAUGAAAGAGGGCAACACAAGUUCAAUGGCUAACCAAUACUCUUCUGAAUCUCAUCAUGACCACCAAAUUGAUCAAGAAUUGAAGAAACCAAACCAAGACAAAGACAACAACAAUGUAAAGGAACAAGAACAUGAACAAAAUGACACAAAUACAAAAGAAAUUGUUGAGGCAGAGGAUAUAAGUGGAAGAGAGAGGUUGAAAAGGCAUAGAGUUGAAAUGGGUGGAAGAGUAUGGAUUCCAGAUAUAUGGGGACAAGAGGAGUUUUUGAAAGAUUGGAUAGAUUGUACAGUGUUUGAUCCUCCUUUACUUCCUGCCAAUAAAAUUCUCACGGCUAGAACAGCUUUGGUUGAAGAAGGUAGAAGGUUCCAUUAUAGGUGUUGAAUUUUUUAUAAAUUCUCUUUUUUUUAGCUUAGUGAGUUAUCAUCAUUUAUUAUAUGUAUUGAUUGUGGAUGGUUAGUUUAUGCAUCGUAAUCUUUGUCUAAUUAAAACUGUUUUAUGAUGUUAAGCGAAAUCUGGAACUUUUAUUAUAUGAUGAUUGUAGUUAGUUACACUUCUUCCAGUUCCUUUUUUUUUUGUCUUGUUUUAAUUCAUUGUGAGUAACUUCAUCUUAUUUAGGUGAUGUUAUAUGAAAAAUGUUAUUUUUACA